Vicia faba (fava bean) is the source of this 489-nucleotide messenger RNA. The record is from the annotation of a GenBank genome assembly. Lineage: Eukaryota; Viridiplantae; Streptophyta; Magnoliopsida; Fabales; Fabaceae.
AAAAAUCACAAUCACGAUGUAAAAAAUUCAAAACCCAAACUCAAUUUUAAUCCUCUUUUUCUUAAUUAUAAAAAAAUGAAUAUAAAAAAAGCAAGUUGGUUUCGUUGUAUAUAUAGUGUUUAUUCUCCUCCUCUUCUCAACUGUCUCCUCCGUGUUCAACUCGCGUGCAUUGCAGUCAGACCAAACCGAGAAACCAAAGAGAAUUCAGAGAGAGAAAGUACCCAGAAACACAAGAGAGACAAAACCCUUUUUCCCAAUUUUAUCCCUUGCAUUUUCCUAUCAUCUCAUUUUCUCUCCAUCUGGGUUUCACUUUUUCUCCUCAGAUCCUCUUCUGUUCUUCACAAUUUUUGUUUUUUUUGGGUGAUUUUGCUUUGUGGGUCUCGGUUUUUCUGUAUAAAGAUUCGAUUUUUAUUAGUAGGAAAGUGGAAAGCGAAUUAUUUUUCAUCUGGGUUUUGGUUUUUGAUGCGAUUGUUGUUGGUUUGUUUAUAA